AUGGCUGAUUCUGCAGAAAUUAAAAGCAUCCAUCCAAGUAACAUUUCUUUACAGGUUGCUUCCCAGAGAAGCUUUGGGAUCGAUUAUGCCAACGACCGCUUCCUCAAGGAUGGGAAACCGUUCCGCUACAUCUCGGGCAGCAUCCAUUAUUCCCGUGUGCCCCAGUACUACUGGAAGGACCGCCUCUUGAAGAUGAAAAUGGCUGGGCUUGAUGCGAUUCAAACGUACGUGCCAUGGAACUUCCAUGAACCAGAACCAGGAAUUUACAACUUCUCUGGUGACCGAGAUCUUGAACAGUUCCUGCAGCUCGCUGAGGAGAUUGGCUUGUUGGUCAUAUUGAGAGCAGGGCCUUAUAUAUGCGGAGAAUGGGACAUGGGAGGUCUGCCUGCCUGGUUAUUAGAGAAAGAAUCUAUCGUCCUAAGAUCGUCUGAUCCAGAUUACUUGGCAGCUGUAGAGAGAUGGAUGGGAGUCUUGCUGCCAAAGAUUAAACAUCAUCUUUAUCACAAUGGAGGUCCAAUUAUUAUGGUGCAGGUUGAAAAUGAAUACGGCAGUUACUUCGCUUGUGAUUUCGAUUACCUCCGCUGCCUGCAGAAUCUGUUCCGGCGCCACCUGGGGGAUGAAGUAGUGCUGUUCACAACGGAUGGCGCGGGCAGGAGCUUCUUGCGCUGUGGGGCUCUUCAAGGCCUUUAUGCGACUGUGGAUUUUGGACCCGGUGGCAAUGUCACAGCAGCAUUUUUAAGCCAGAGACACAGUGAGCCGAAAGGACCGUUGGUCAAUUCUGAGUUCUAUACCGGCUGGUUGGACCAUUGGGGUCAUCAGCAUGUUAUCGUAUCGACAUCACUUGUAGCUAAAAGCCUUAGUGACAUCCUGGCACAUGGAGCUAAUGUUAACAUGUAUAUGUUCUUAGGAGGGACCAAUUUUGGCUAUUGGAAUGGAGCCAAUAUGCCUUACAUGGCACAGCCGACUAGUUACGAUUAUGAUGCUCCGCUGAGUGAAGCAGGUGACCUUACAGAGAAGUACUUUGCUAUCAGGGAAGUCAUCGGCAUGUACAAGGAAUUACCAAAGGGCCCUAUCCCUCCAUCAACGCCCAAGUUUGCCUACGGAGAAGUUGCACUAGAGAAGGUGGGCACAGUGAGGGAACUUCUAAAUGACCUGUCACCAUCUGGACCGGUUAAAAGUGUCUAUCCUUUAACGUUUGUUCAACUGAAGCAGUAUUUUGGGUUUGUACUGUACAGAACAAAGCUGCCAAGAAACUGUAGUGAAAAUAGCACACUCCUUGCGCUGUUUGAUGGAAUUCACGAUCGUGCUUAUGUCUCCGUAAAUGGGGUUUCUCAGGGAGUCCUUUCCAGACGGCAAGUGUUAAAGCUCAAUAUAACAGGGAAUGCUGGAGCAUAUAUGGAUUUGCUGGUAGAAAAUAUGGGCAGAGUAAAUUUUGGAAGAUACAACAAUGACUUCAAGGGCCUGGUUUACAAUAUAACUCUUGGUGGGGAGAUAGUCACUGACUGGGAGAUGUAUCCGUUGGACAUUGACAGAGCAGUUGGCCGGGGCCUCUAUAAUGAAACUGGUGGGAAUGGAUCCAGUUCUGAAGAACCUUCUUUUUAUACUGGCAGCUUUUCCAUUCCUAGCGGAAUACCAGAUUUACCUCAAGACACCUAUGUCCAGUUUCCUGGGUGGACAAAGGGACAAAUCUGGAUCAACGGCUUCAAUUUAGGGCGCUAUUGGCCUGCGUGUGGCCCUCAAGUGACACUGUUCGUUCCGAGCAACGUCCUCGUUUCGUCCGCUCCAAACAACAUUACUGUUCUUGAACUGGAAGGUUCUCCGUGUGGCACCCAGAAAUGUUUGAUAGAGUUUGUAGAUAGACCCAACCUCAACGCAAGCCUUCACUGUGAAAGCAAUUCUGAGAAGCUGUUUAGUAGAGAUUCAGGGCUGGACCUGGACUCUGUAUGAUGUUUCUUGAAU
Molecule: messenger RNA, 1959 nt
Organism: Euleptes europaea (tarantolino)
Lineage: Eukaryota; Metazoa; Chordata; Lepidosauria; Squamata; Sphaerodactylidae
Gene: GLB1
Product: galactosidase beta 1
Exons: 16
Coding region: 1-1947 (648 amino acids)
Biological process (GO): carbohydrate metabolic process
Cellular component (GO): vacuole
Molecular function (GO): beta-galactosidase activity
Source: RefSeq, a predicted model, not a curated record